AUGCGGGCUUCCCAUGACCCCAGCAUCGCAGCGGGCGACGGCGAUGGCGAGAAGCAACACCGCACGAGAACAGCCGACUCGGCAUCCAGCGAUGUAGAAAGCAGCGAUCCACCGAAGAAGAAGAAAUGGUAUCGCCGCUUCACCCUCAAUCCCCUGCGAUUGCAAAAGAUCCCUCCCGUUCCUGAGGAACGCACUGUUUCCCGCGAAUAUGGCGCUUCGUUCCUCAGCCAGCUCAUUUUCCAGUGGAUGUCACCGUUGAUGAAGGUCGGCUAUCUCCGAACUCUCGAGCUGCAAGACAUCUGGACCGUGAACCCCAAUCGCCGGGCCGAGCUACUUUCCAAACGCUUGGACGAUGCCCUGGACCGGAGGACAACCGCUGGGUCGAAGCGCCCACUGCUCUGGGCCCUGUACGACACCUUCCGCUUCGAGUUCAUCCUUGGCGGUGUUUGCCGUCUGCUCGCCUCGUUGUUGGUAGUCUUCACCCCGUAUCUCACUCGCUAUCUGAUUGAAUUCGCGACCGACGCGUAUGUCGCCCAACAUUCCGGACACCCCGCCCCGCAUAUCGGCCGCGGCAUCGGCUUCGUCGUUGGUAUCACCGUCAUGCAAGCCCUGCAGAAUAUCACUACCAGCCAUUUUCUGUAUCACGGCCAGAUGGUCGGGGGUCAGAUACGCACCGUCCUCAUUCUCCAGAUCUUCAAUAAGGCUAUGAGAAUCUCAGGUCGGGCCAAGGCUGGCAGUGCUCAGUCGCCGGAGGAACUAGAGACAGUCAAGCAGCUGACUGCCGCCAAAGAUCAAGCGCUGAAACAACCUGGCCCACGGCCAACUGAUGGAAAGGGAUGGGGAAACGGUCGCAUCGUUUCCCUGAUGAGUAUCGAUGUCGAUCGCAUUAACCUGGCUUGCGGAAUGUUCCACAUGAUUUGGACGGCCCCGAUCUCUAUCAUCAUCACCCUUGUCCUGCUCCUGGUCAAUCUUGGCUACAGCUCUCUAGCAGGAUAUGCCCUGAUAGUCAUUGGAAUCCCACUUCUCACCUACGCCGCGCGCUUCCUGUUCAAGCUACGCGGGGGCAUUAACAAGCUGACCGACCAGCGUGUCUCUUUAACGCAGGAAAUCCUGCAGGGCGUGCGGUUCGUCAAGUUCUUUGGUUGGGAGAGCAGCUUCCUGGAUCGCCUAAAGCAGAUUCGCCGACGGGAGAUCCGGUCUGUCCAAACCUUGCUAGCAGUGCGAAACGGUAUGUUGUGUAUUUCCAUGGCGAUCCCUGUCUUUGCGUCCAUGCUGGCAUUCAUCACCUAUGCUUUGUCGAACCAUACCCUGGAUCCCGCCCCGAUCUUUUCGUCUUUGGCCCUAUUCAACUCGCUCCGAUUACCACUCAAUCUGCUUCCUCUGGUUAUUGGCCAGGUCACCGAUGCUUGGACAGCCCUGAACCGCAUUCAGGAGUUCAUCGCGGCGGAAGAGCAGCAGGAUGAUAUUCAGCGGGAUGAGAACAUGUCCGAAGCUAUCAAAAUGGAUGGUGCGUCUUUCACCUGGGAACGCAUGGCCGCAGAUAAGGAAGCCGAUCAGGCAGAAAAGAAGGCCGGUCUCGAGAAACGAAAGCAAGAACCCACUGAGAAACCCACAGGGGAGUCGGGGGAGCCAUUCCAACUACGCGAACUAACUAUGGAUAUACAACGAGACGAGCUUAUCGCUGUAAUUGGCACUGUUGGCUCUGGAAAGAGCUCUCUGUUGUCUGCCUUGGCCGGCGACAUGCGUCUAACUGAUGGCACUGCUCAUUUGAGCACGUCGCGUGCAUUUUGUCCUCAGUACACCUGGGUCCAAAAUGCACCCCUUCGAAGUAAUAUCCUGUUCGGUCGAGACUAUAAGAAGGAGUGGUACGAUCAGGUUAUCGAGGCCUGCGCCUUGGAGCCCGACCUCGAAAUCCUGCCCAACGGCGAUAUGACCGAGAUUGGAGAGCGCGGAAUUACAAUCUCUGGAGGACAGAAACAGCGGCUGAAUAUCGCCCGCGCCAUCUACUUCAAUGCUGGGCUGGUGCUCCUCGACGACCCACUGUCCGCCGUCGACGCCCAUGUCGGCCGCCAUAUCAUGGACAAGGCUAUCUGUGGCUUGCUGAAAGGGCGCUGCCGGAUUCUGGCCACACAUCAACUGCAUGUGCUCAGUCGCUGCGACCGCAUCGUUGUCAUGGACGAAGGACGCAUACAUUCCGUCGGGACAUUUGACGAGCUUUCUCGCGACAACGACGUUUUCAAAGCUCUCAUCUCGACGGCGUCGCAAGACACCAAAGAGGAUGCGGAAGAAGCCGCCGCAGAAGUAGAAGAUGACACAGAGAAGCAGGUCGAACAGAAGCCCGCCAAACCCGCGCCUGCCCUGAUGCAACGAGAAGAGAAAGCCACUGACUCGGUAGGGUGGGCUGUGUGGAAAGCAUACAUCCGAGCCUCCGGCCGCUUCGGAUACUUCAAUGCUGUUGCCAUCUUGUUCCUACUCGCUCUAUCCAACGUCGUUAGCGUGUGGUCGAACCUGUGGCUCUCCUACUGGACGUCCGAUCACUAUCCAAGUCUCUCGACAGGGGAGUACAUUGGAAUCUACGCCGCUCUAGGCGCCGGGACCGCCAUAUCGAUGUUUGCCUUUUCCACCUACAUGACUACGGCCGGGACGAAUGCGAGCAGGACGAUGCUCCAGCUCGCCAUGGCCCGGGUGCUGCGUGCGCCUAUGUCCUUCUUCGACACUACACCUCUCGGCCGUAUCACGAACCGCUUCUCCAAGGACAUCCAAGUCAUGGACAGCGAGCUCUGCGACGCAAUGCGCAUGUACGCCAUUACAAUCACAAUGAUCAUCUCCGUUAUGAUCCUCAUCAUCGUCUUUUACUACUACUUCGCCAUUGCCCUCGCACUACUGUUCAUCCUCUUCCUCAUGUCCAGUAAUUACUACCGGGCGUCCGCGCGCGAGCUCAAGCGCCACGAAUCCCUCCUCCGCUCGGCCGUCUACGCCCGCUUCAGCGAAGCCAUCGCCGGCGCAGCUUCAAUCCGCGCAUACGGCGUCCAAGACCAAUUCCGAGACAGUCUCCGCUCCUCCAUCGACCUCAUGAACGGCGCCUACUUCCUCACCUUCUCGAACCAGCGCUGGCUAAGCACGCGCCUCGAUGCCGUCGCCGUCCUCCUCGUCUUCGUCACGGGAAUCCUCGUCGUAACAUCCCGUUUCGACGUCUCCCCGAGCAUCUCCGGUCUCGUACUCAGCUACAUCCUCGCCAUCGCCCAAAUGCUCCAAUUCACCGUGCGGCAGCUCGCCGAGGUCGAAAACAACAUGAACGCCACCGAACGCUUACACUACUACGGCACGCAACUCGAAGAAGAAGCGCCCCUGCACACAUCAACCCAGGUCCCACCAACCUGGCCACAAACGGGCCAAAUCACCUUCUCCGACGUCGCAAUGCGCUACCGCACAAACCUUCCCCUCGUCCUCAAGAACCUCAGCAUGCAUAUAACUGGCGGCGAACGCAUCGGGAUAGUCGGGCGCACCGGCGCCGGAAAGUCAAGCAUCAUGUCCGCGCUGUUCCGCCUAACAGAGCUAUCAGCAGGAACGAUCACAAUCGACGACGUCGACAUCGCGAAGAUCGGGCUCCAGGACCUCCGCUCCAGACUCGCGAUUAUCCCACAGGACCCAACGCUCUUCCGCGGUAGUAUUCGCUCGAACUUGGAUCCGUUUAACGAACACACCGAUCUCGAACUAUGGGAUGCCCUACGGCAGGCGCGUCUCGUUGACUCUCCCUCAACCCCAGCUUCAAAUUCAAAUCCAGAUCUCGAUCUCGAUCCAGAAAUCAAAGACAGCGGUGCCGGUACCGGCACAGGCACGAAAUUAACACUCGAUACCGCCGUCGACGAAGAAGGGUUAACAUUCUCGCUUGGUCAGCGACAGCUGAUGGCUCUCGCGCGUGCACUGGUGCGCAACGCGAGGAUAAUCAUCUGCGACGAGGCGACGUCGUCUGUUGACUUUGCGACGGAUCAGCAGAUCCAGGAGACAAUGGCGCGGGGAUUCCAGGGGAAGACGCUGCUGUGUAUUGCGCACCGGCUGCGCACGAUUAUUCACUACGAUCGGAUUUGUGUUAUGGAUCAGGGGUCCAUCGCGGAAAUGGACUCACCGUUGAGGCUGUGGGAGAGGGAGGAUGGGAUAUUUAGGGCUAUGUGUGACAGGAGUGGGAUUUCGAGGGAAGAUAUUUCCGGAGAAAAGUUGGAAUAA
Molecule: messenger RNA, 4224 nt
Organism: Aspergillus puulaauensis
Lineage: Eukaryota; Fungi; Ascomycota; Eurotiomycetes; Eurotiales; Aspergillaceae
Product: ATP-binding cassette transporter YOR1
Exons: 2
Coding region: 1-4224 (1407 amino acids)
Biological process (GO): transmembrane transport
Cellular component (GO): membrane
Molecular function (GO): ATP hydrolysis activity; ABC-type transporter activity; ATP binding
Source: RefSeq, a predicted model, not a curated record